UCCGAUCUGCUUUCGUUUACUGCUCUGCUCCUAUAUUUUCUGUCUCUAUAGAACUAGAGAAAACCCCAAAAGUAACUCUACUUGGAAAACCAACAAUGACUGAAACUUCUUCAUCAACAGCAGCAAUGGCAAAAUCAGAUGAAGAUAGAGAAGAAAUAUUGGAUCGAAUGUUAACACGUUUAGCUUUUACAGAUGAUGAUAAACUCGAUAACUUACUUUUCAAGCUUCUUCCUUACUCUAUUUCUUCACUUAGUUCUCAAUCUUCAGCUGUUCGGAAAAAGGUUAUGGAGAUAUUGACUCAUGUGAAUAAACGAGUGAAGAACCAGCUUCAGAUUAGUUUGCCUGUGUCAGAAUUGUGGAAGAUGUAUAUAGAAGCUAAUGCCGCUCCCAUGGUGAAGAAUUUCUGCAUUGUAUAUAUUGAGAUGGCAUUUGAUCGCUUGUCUUUAGAGUUGGGUAUCUUGCACGUGGUUGAAGCUCUGGAGCUAUCUUCUGAACUUGUCUAUGUUAUUUAUUUGGCUGCUUGUUCAGACAGCUAUGAGCCCGUCAUUAAGAGAGGGGAGGAACUUUUAAAAAGAAAGGCAGCUGAUGCCAACUUGGAGGACCCGCAACUGAUAAACAAACUCUUUUUGCUAUUUAAUGGUAUGUGGUACUGUCGGGGUUGA
Messenger RNA from Papaver somniferum (opium poppy), 662 nucleotides. RefSeq names its product proteasome adapter and scaffold protein ECM29-like. Gene Ontology annotation, molecular function: molecular adaptor activity. The record is from RefSeq and is a predicted model, not a curated record. The transcript is spliced from 5 exons. Bases 96 to 662 code for a protein of 188 amino acids. Gene Ontology annotation, cellular component: nucleus; cytoplasm. Gene Ontology annotation, biological process: proteasome assembly. NCBI's taxonomy places the organism in Eukaryota, Viridiplantae, Streptophyta, Magnoliopsida, Ranunculales, Papaveraceae.